Nilaparvata lugens (brown planthopper) is the source of this 7168-nucleotide messenger RNA. RefSeq names its product E3 ubiquitin-protein ligase RNF123. The record is from RefSeq and is a predicted model, not a curated record. The transcript has 24 exons. Gene Ontology annotation, molecular function: ubiquitin-protein transferase activity; protein binding. Bases 351 to 4385 code for a protein of 1344 amino acids. Gene Ontology annotation, cellular component: cytoplasm. Lineage: Eukaryota; Metazoa; Arthropoda; Insecta; Hemiptera; Delphacidae.
ACCAUCAGCUGAUUAUUUCAUCUGUCUGGCUACUGUUUGUUGGUUUUGGUUGGUCUCUCUCUACUUGUCUUUUAAUGAUGUUAACUCUUGUUUAAAUUGAUAAAAUUUAAAGAGUAAAAUAAUUUAUAAACUUUACUAGUUAAGAUUUGAAUGAUGUACUUGUUCAACAUUUUACCUACAUAGUCUUUUAAACCCGGCUCAGUGACAGACAAGAGUUUUCUAAAAUCCUUUCAUUCUCCUUGGUUAAAAUAGUCUGCUUAUGUCAAAUUUAAAAUAUUUUGAUUUCUGAAAUAGGCCUACCUGUAUUUAAGAAAUUUUGUUUUUAUAAGUUAUUUUAGGGUUAUGAUAUAAUGGAAAAUGCUGAGAGCGUUAAAGAUCAAGAAAGAAGAGCUUUUGAUGUUGCAUUUGAAACCGAUUUUAUAAAAAGAGUGGAUGUUGAAAAUAUAAUUGAAUCUGUAUUUGGUCCAGAGAUUUCUCAAGAAGUGUUUUCUCUACAUGGAGUUUUUGAGAAAAAUUUCAAGACAUCCAGUGUGUUAGAAUGUGUUCAAUCUUGUGUGCGAAGAAAUCUAGAGCAAAUAGAAGAGGAAAUAAGAGACCUAGAGCCAAUAAUAGACACCAGAAGAGGCCGACUCGGAUCAAAAGAGGUUAGAUUUGAUGUUAACUCUCAUGUGGGCCUGUUCGUUGUUGGUACUGAUCGUUUAAGUAUCAAUUCUCAGAGUAAUUUCAGCACCUUAAGAGCGAAUGUCUGCUUCUAUGAAGGAAAAUGGCAUUACGAAGUUCAAUUGGGUUCGAAAGGUAUAAUGCAGAUUGGCUGGGCGUUGGGCAAUUGCAAGUUCUCUCAAGAAAUUGGCGUGGGUGAUACAAUCAACUCGUAUUCAUUUGAUGGACAUAGAGUUCGUAGAUGGAAUGUGUCCACCUACUCUUAUGGUGAGUCCUGGGUGAGUGGAGAUGUCAUCGGAUCGACCAUUGAUCUAGAAACUGGAUCAAUAGAAUUUUACAGAAAUGGUCAUUCAAUGGGUGAGGCCUUUAAAAAUAUUCAGAUGGGUCCUGGAUAUGCUUACUUUCCUGCUGUUAGCUUAGCCUUUGGUGAGAAUUUAGUUGCUAAUUUCGGAUCGACGCCAUUCAAGUACCAAGUGGCUGGAUACCACUCGCCAGAAAGAGCACCAUCGAUUUCUGUGGCUAAAGCUGAUCUCCUUUUAAAAUGGUUCAAAAAUCUUCUUGUCUACUCAGAUCCAAGAUAUCAGCCGAAAGAUGCAACUGAGCCUUCAUCCGUGUCCUCGGAAGGCAUCACGAUGAUCUUUGGCCACUUGCUGAUGCAGCACCUUGCUCCACUACUGAGCAUGCCUUUUGUGGUAGAGGCCAGUUUGAUGCCCUUCCUCAUGGACCUCGGCAGGAAAGCAGUCACUCCCGGCAAGAAAGCGCCCUCUAGAACUGUCACAGCUGUCUGGCUCAACAUGUUCCUCGAUAUGUUUUGGCUGUUCCUUGAUGCAUGGGAUCAAAAGCAAUGCUUGGAAUCAGUUGCCAGCUAUUUGCUCUCUAGAUUCCGAUCAGUCUCUUUCUCUGUUGAGUACACUCUUCAAAAGGAAACUCUACAUAUUCUUACACUCCUCUGUCGUCAUUCAAAAACAAGAGUCUUUCUUAUACAAAAUGUUCUCUUCGAUAAAGUAAAAUUCGCCAAUCUUUCGCACAUGAAACCACUUGAUGCGAAAGGUCUUUGCGAAGCAGUACCUUGUCCUUAUUGGAAAGGCAUUGAGGAAGAGAUAGUGGAUGGAGAGGGAAAGCUCAAGAGAUACCUGGAUGACUGCGAAAAAUUGAAGGCUGGCAUUAUCGCCGUUGAAAAUAUGCAGAAAGAGUUGUUAAUAGCGUUGAUGGACAACUGUGAUGGAACUCGGGAGCAGCCUUCCUCUCGUAGAUUGUUCCUUCGCAAAUAUCGUCAAUACCUUCAUGACACCAUGCUAUUUAGUAAACAGACGCUUCCGGUGGUGGCGACGCCUCUGCCGAUCGUGCUGUGCUGCUUCCACCGACUGGUGACGGCGGCGCAAUCGCUGCUCGAGAGAGAGCUUCCGGCGGACGCGGCUGAGUUCAGCAUUCCGGUGCGCUCCUUCCUCGACCGCUCCCUCAACCACUUCAACAUCGAGCGGUUCGGCGGCGUCAUGUCGCAUCUGCGCAAGGUUCACGCGCAGGAAAUCGCGCAAGAGUUGGGCGAUGAUCAUCCCAUCAACGCCGCUGAUCGCCACGAUGACGUGCAUAUGUGUACUUCCAUAGUUCCUCGUAUACCACCGGCACAGUACCAGGCUGCUCCUUCGGGAACUGUAACGGUUACCACGUUGGUGAAUCCUCAGACUACCAUCGCCACCACCAUGACUGAUAUAGACGGUGGAAGUGCAAUACAGGAUACCAUGCCCAAUAACACCGGUUACAUGUUACCACUUCUGGCGCGUAUGAUUCAAAACCAGUUAGCAGGCGGACCCCUGCCGUUGAUAUUGCGGGGUCAUGCACUGAUCCCGUCCUGUUCGACGAUGGAGAAGGCGACCCCCGCUGGGGCCAUCGACCCCCAAGCAUCACUCAUCGAACUGGUCGAUGGUCUCGUGCUUUUCUAUCAUCUAUGUGCACACAAACAACUGAUAAAGGUUAGCUCCUUGAGAGAUAACAUGGAGGAAAUUGAAAACUCUCUGGAAGAAAUGAAAGUGAAUCUGAAUAAGCUUUCGCCUUUUUCUACUGCUCAACCUGCAACGAGGAAGUCAAUUGAGGUGUUGGAAGAGAAGCUGACAGAAAUGAGCCGCCACAUGGCGUGGGUGAGAGCGGCGAUCUUCUCGCCGGAAAAGCAGGCCGAACUGGCGUGGCUACUGCGCAUCGUGAUACGCACCCUUCAGGGCGCCUCCAGCAAGGGAAAGCUGCUCUCGUUUGUGCCCGAGUUCUACCUCGACACUCUCAUUGAGCUAACCACCGCGCUGCGAUCGCUAUUUUGUCCCACUGUGCCCAUCGACAAUAUUCCAGAUUGGCAAUCGAUCCUGAUGGAUGUUGGUGAAUUUGUUUGUACCCAUUUUGCUGAUCCAAGGAUUGUUCAUGCCAGCUGCAAAGAUACUCUAGUCCAAUCAUUAGCCGCUUUCGUCUGCUGUUCAAGCACACUCAAGUGCCUAGAAAUGCUACCGUUGGAGAGCCGCAGUGCGAUGAUCUGUGGCCUGCUGCGGCCGUACGAGAACCGGGCGUGGGCGCAGAGCAAUUGGGUGCUGGUGCGCUUCUGGCAGGGCAACGGAUUCGCCUUCCGCUACAACAAGUCGCCGCAUCUCACCACCAAGUUCGGCCCCAGAGACAUCAGGCUCGACGGCAGCCUCGUAGUCCAACCAAUAGCUGACCCAUGUCCAUCAGUGGUAUUCCAACAGCAAAUCAGUGACUCACUAAUCAAUGAUGAGAAGCUGGCGACCGCAUUCAUCAACUCAAUUCUCAAUCAACUCAAUUGGGCGUUUUCUGAGUUCAUUGGAAUGUUGCAAGAGAUUCAAAACUUGACAUCGAGGCCAGAAAGGCCAGAUCGAGUGUUGAUUGAGUCGCGCCAGCUGAAGAUCUGUGCAACCUGCUUUGACCUGACCUUAUCGCUGCUGCGGGUUCUCGAGAUGAUGGCCAGCAUCGCCAGGCCGCUCUUCACCAACACAUCCAGGGAGAGCUCGGAAACGCUCCUCGAGAGAAUGUGUCAGCUACUAUGCCAAGUACUGAAUAGAAUUAGCUCGAUUACGGGAUGCUUUCAGUACGUUGUCGACAUGGAAAUUGCCGAAUUGGAGUCUGUCGAUCACUUUCCCAUUCUGACAGCAGUUAUCGGCAUUCUUCUAGCUUUGCUACAGGACGAACUGGGGCCAGGUGAUUACGAUGAAGAAAGCUCGCUUCUGGACAGCAGUCAGCGACUGGGCACAGUUUCGAGAGCACUGCUAUCAGAGCCCAGCUUCCAGAUGUCAUCGCUGCAGUUUGUGCUGGGGCAGCAGCUGCCCAGUUCAUCCACAUCCAAAUUAAAAUCGUCUUUGUCAUCUUCUCGUCCCAAAACCUUCUCUUUCGCCUCCUAUCCCAAUGAUAUCACGUACAUGGAAUUGGAACAAGUAAGAGAGAUGAUUGCUCACUUGACAUGGUGUCAGAACAAACUUUCUUUAGCCAAAGAGGAGGAUGAAGAUACUCUCUGCUCCAUCUGCUAUGCUUAUCCAACUACUGCUACCUUUCAUCCUUGCGAACAUGUAUCUUGCAGACUCUGCAUCAAACAUCAUCUAAUGAACAACAAAGAUUGCUUUUUCUGCAAAACGAUCAUCAAAAAAGUUACAAUGGCUGAUGGAACUGUACUAUUCAAUUCUGAGGAACCCUGUGACACUGCUGGAUGUCCGUCUGAUCUGACUGAUGAGAGCUAAGGCUAUUACAGCUGAAAACUCUCAAAAGAUUCGUCAAGAAAAAAGCUAAGAUACCAAAAGUUGACAGUCUAGUGUCCUGUUUAGUGAGAAAUUGUAAAAAUCUAGUUGUAAGAUAUCAACUACAGCAAUAUUAAUCGGCUUUUCAAGGAAUAUUUAUUUUUUUAUUGAAAUCGACAAAAAUUUGCUACAUGGAAUAGAUUAAAUUGUUAUGUUGAACAUACAAUGCUCAAUUAUAUCUGAUUUUAUAUAUUGUUGAUCCUUAUAUUUUUAUUAUAUAACUUCGGUUGCACAGACGUUAAUCAUUGUUGAACGUUGGUUAGGAUUAUAACUUGUAAUCAGUGAUCAAUCUCUGAUAAUCGGCGAUCAAUCUGUAAUCAUAGUCGAGCAACUGACUGAUGUUAUUAUUUCGUUGUAUUGAUUACUACUAUCAGGAUUGGUAUGGCGUGCUUAUCAGUCUUCAUUACACAAAAAUAGUAUGUAGGCCUAUCUCUCGAAUAAAAUUGGAAGGUAAACUCAUACUAAAACAUUCUCAUAACUCUGAUCAAGUUCUAUUAUUCAUUCUGAUACUCGAUGACUGUGACUGGUAGCCUACUCUCUUGAAGAAUAUGCAUGUUUAUUUAUUUAUUUAUUCAUUCAGUCAUUUAUUCAUCUAUUUCCACAAUCACAAGAUCAAAUUAGUGAUUGGGAGAGAAUCAACAGGAUAAACCCAAAACUUUUUCUCUCCCUAAUUUUGAUCAAAAUAGUUCAAAAGAGGUUAUGUACACACUUCUUAUAAUGAUCACAGAAAUUAAUAAUUGUCCAAAUAUACAUUAUACUAAAAAAAUUAUGUGGGUUAAUCAGAUGGUGAAACGAUGAAUUGUUACACUUGAAAUGCAUUAAUAAAUAAGAAAAUAGACUAUUAAAGAACUUGAUAAAUUUUAAGUCAAAAAUCACAAAAACAUUCACUAGCGAAUGAUAUAGGUUAUCAUUCUUUUUGUCAUUGUGCUAAUGGGAGCUGCUUUAUUUAUUCUUGGUUCCGUUUAAUGGCCGGGACACACAUAUCCGCACCGAGCCCGCGCCGCGGCACGACCGUGUGACGGACAUAUUACGGCGAGUGAGAAAACAAAUGUUUUCAAACGUGUAGGGACACAUACUACCGCACCGCAUCAGCACCGUCACCGUGUUUGUUGCCCGAGCCGUGCCCGCGCCGUCACCGACUAGUUCAGUCUACUUUUUGUAGGAGACGGUGCGGGCUCGUUUAACAUAGAGAGUGAAAAACUUAUUGAAGAGUUAGAGAAUUUUCCAGUUUUUUACGAUCAAAGUGAUGAGAAAUAUGGUUGAACGGAAAAUAAGUUAAACCAAAAGUAAAAGUAUAACCAAAUAAUAAGUCAAGCCAAAGAUAUGAUAGACAUUAUAUGAUAAAUUAUGAAAUAAACAACAAAAAGUAAAAAAAAGGAACCCGUGACAGUGUCUUAAAUUUUUAAUUUAAAACUAAUUACGUUUAGAUACAUAUAAGGCAGAAGAUAACAAUUUUAUUGCUGGUAUAUAUAUUUCCGAUUUAUGACUGAUUGUGGUAUUGUUAUGCACCGAAAUAUAUACCAGUACUAUGAUUCUCAUCGUCUACAGGUAAUUAGUUUAAAAAUGAAAAAUAUAAAUUUAAAUCGGAUGUAACAAGCUUUAAUAGUGUUAUAUUAUUAACAAUAGUUUAACACAUUCAGAAAUCAGACCACAGAAGCACUACAGAACUGUCUCAGUGUCUCACUGCUGCUGCUCGGCUGUCGCACGGAUAUGUGUGUUCUACCACCAUCACCGUGUCGCGGGCAUAGCUCUGCCGUACCUCGGCACGGGCUCGGUGCGGUUAUAUGUGUCCCGACCUUUAACCUUAGUAUCGGUCUCCUCAUAUUAAAAGUGAAAUUUUCUAUUAGAAUUCAAAAAUGCUGGUAUGAACAAAGCUUCAGAUUGGAGGUUUUGAGCUCUGUAAAUGAUGAGGUAGAGGGGUGCACUUUGAAUAGUUGCCUGAUCAUCUUCCUUGGCGCAGCUUUGUGAUUAUACGAUCUAAUAAUUUAUCUGAAAUUAUUAUGAUACAAUACUUUUUCUAUAAAAGUAAUAGAAAACAAAACGAUUUCUUAUUGAGUUGAUAUGCAUUAAAUAUGCUUGAAUGAUUUGGAAAAUAGAUCAGGCUUUUUAAAAAAUCUUGUGUUGAAUUUCUUGAUCCAUCACAAACUGCUGUAAGUUUCAUCAAGUUUUAACGCUGAAUGUCGACUUGCAGACUAAAGUAAUUAUUGUGAAAAAUAUGAAAUAUUUUUACUUACUGACUGGAGCAUGCUUUUGAAUCACAUGGGAUUCAUUGUCAAAAGUUGCACAGAAGCCUCUUAAAAUCAAUCUUGAUUAAAUGCCAUGAGAACCAAUCAGAGAAUGCAUUCUUAAAAAGGAGGUUUCUAUGAUUGGUUCUCGUGGAAUUGGAUCAAGGUUGAAAUUCAACAGGCUAUCGUGCAACCGAGUCAUUUUAAUUUUUAAAAACGUUGAUUUAUCCUUUUGUAUUCUCCUAUUCCAUUACUAUCAAUGAACUCGACUAAAUUUUUCUCAAUAGAGAAAAUUCUUAUGAAAAAUUUUCUGUACUUAAAUCUAGUUCAAUACUGUUAGUAAAAUACUAUUGUCGAUUCAAUUUACUGCAUUCAGAUUUGGUUUUACGGUAUUUUAUACUCGAUCUUAUUGGUUUGAAUUUGAACGACAAUAUUAUUAUUAAUCUACUGAUUAGUAUAAACGUGAUUCGGCUGUUGUGCUACUCUCAUUCUAGCUUAUUG